CUCCCCCGCCUCUGGCGCGCACCGGCCCCGGCGUCUCCGGCCCCGCCUGCGCCGGGGUCGCUGCAGUCCCCGCGGCUGCCCCAGGCUCCCUCCCCAGGCGCCCCGGCUUGAUUCCAGCCCGGGGAGCGCCUCGGGGGCAGCGCGGGACAGCGAGGGAGGCCGAGGCGGGGGCCCUGGGCGCCCCAGCUCUCCCACCCUGGGAGGCGGCCCCGACUCCGGGAGCCGGAACGCAGGGAAAGGCAAGGACGGGGCGGCCGGCGGAGGGGCGGGCGCCGCUCAUCAGCCACGCCAGUCACGUCUGGGGCCACCCGGCUGCCUUCUUCGUUUCCCCCUUUGCUUUCUCCCCUCUCUCUUGUUGGCGAGGGCAAAGUGGCCGUGGCGGCGCCAUGCCCGGGCCGGAGUGAGUGCGCGCGGGCGAAAAUGGCGUACAUCCAGUUGGAACCGUUAAACAAGGGUUUUCUUUCUAGAAUCUCCGACGUGCUGCUAUGCAGGUGGACUUGCCACCGCUGCUGUCAGAAGUGCUGUGAAUCCAGCUGCUGCCAGUCGAGCGAGGAUGAAGUGGAAAUUUUGGGACCUUUUCCUGCCCAGACGCCUCCGUGGCUGAUGGCUAGCCGGAGCAGUGACAAGGACGGGGACUCCGUCCACACAGCCAGCGAAGUCCCUCUGACUCCACGGACCAGCUCCCCCGAUCGGAGAUGCUCAUCCUCGGACACAUCUAAGUCCACGCACAGCCUGACCCGGAGGAUUUCAAGUCUCGAGUCCAGACGACCCAGCUCCCCGCUCAUUGAUAUUAAACCCAUCGAGUUUGGCGUUCUCAGCGCCAAGAAGGAGCCCAUCCAGCCCUCGGUGCUCAGACGGACCUAUACCCCGGACGAUUAUUUCAGAAAGUUCGAGCCCCGGCUGUACUCCCUUGACUCCAACAGCGACGACGUGGACUUCCUGACCGAUGAGGAGAUCUUGUCCAAGUACCAGCUGGGCAUGCUGCAUUUCAGCACCCAGUACGACCUGCUGCACAACCACCUGACGGUGCGGGUCAUCGAGGCCAGGGACCUGCCGCCCCCCAUCUCCCACGACGGCUCGCGCCAGGACAUGGCGCACUCCAACCCCUACGUCAAGAUCUGCCUCCUGCCGGACCAGAAGAACUCGAAGCAGACGGGGGUCAAACGCAAGACCCAGAAGCCCGUGUUCGAGGAGCGCUACACCUUCGAGAUCCCCUUCCUCGAGGCGCAGCGGCGGACGCUGCUUCUAACCGUGGUAGAUUUUGAUAAAUUCUCACGCCACUGCGUCAUCGGGAAGGUGUCUGUGCCUCUGUGCGAGGUGGACCUGGUCAAGGGCGGCCACUGGUGGAAGGCGCUGAUCCCUAGUUCUCAGAAUGAAGUAGAGCUGGGGGAGCUGCUUCUGUCACUGAAUUAUCUCCCGAGUGCCGGGAGACUCAAUGUUGAUGUCAUUCGAGCCAAGCAACUUCUUCAGACAGAUGUGAGCCAAGGGUCAGACCCCUUUGUGAAAAUCCAACUGGUUCAUGGACUCAAGCUUGUGAAAACCAAGAAGACAUCCUUCUUAAGAGGCACAAUUGAUCCUUUCUACAACGAGUCCUUCAGCUUCAAAGUUCCCCAAGAAGAACUGGAAAAUGCCAGCCUCGUGUUUACAGUGUUCGGCCACAACAUGAAGAGCAGCAACGACUUCAUCGGAAGGAUCGUCAUCGGCCAGUACUCUUCGGGCCCCUCCGAAUCCAACCACUGGCGACGGAUGCUUAACACCCACCGCACGGCCGUGGAGCAGUGGCACAGCCUGAGGUCCCGGGCCGAGUGUGACCGCGUGUCUCCCGCCUCACUGGAGGUGACCUGAGGGCUACUGGGAAGGCAAUUUUCAUUUGUUGAAAAAAAAAGAGAAGAAAAUUUAAGACAGAAAAAAUGUGUCGUAUACCUGUUACAUCCACACCUGCAUACACACACACAACACACACACACACACAUACACACACACACCCCAAAUCCUCUCAGAACUAAGAGGAAGCUGACUACUGAUCACAAAAUGGCCGCCCUCAAUGAGUGAGGCCUGAGAACUUUCCAGAAGCCCCAUCCGUGUAUGUCACGAGCUGAGUGGGCUCUGCUGUGAGACUUACUGACAGAGCUUGCUCUUGUUGAUACCCCUGCCCCAAAAUGCACUUUGAACUUUCAGGCCAGAGAAAGGGCCUCCCUCAGGGUGCCAACCUCUGUCAAGAUGAAAUUUUCCAAGAGUUUGGCCAGUUUGCGGAGGCCCGAUCCCCGCACCCCAAACUCACACCCGCUGGGUGUCUUCUGAACGGGCUGCUGUUCCCAGGGGUUCCCCAAAAGUGUAAGUACUUUGUCUUCUCUUUAGUGGACAUGAUUAAUAGAUUAUACUAUUUGGAAAAACCAAAUGGCAACAAAAAAUAUUCCAGUGUGAGAAGCUUCCCUCGCUUAACUGAAUUUGUCCUUGUGUUAGCUUAUUCCUGGGGACUCCCCAUGAGUACGUAUGUGGAUGUUCUCGUGCGUGUGCCCUCACAGGUGAACACAUGUGUGUGCCGUGUGUCCUCUUGGCGAGCAGGGCGGUGGACCAGAACCUCAGUCCUGAGUGCUCCCUUUUCUCUGCCUCUCCCGUCAGUGAAAUUUCACCCAGGUCCUCCUGUCUGUCAAGGCCCCACCUUCAGUAACAGUAGCGCAUCUGUAUGUCAAAUAAAUAGAAUAUCAUAAUAGAGCAAACGUAACACUUUUUGACCGAAUCAUGGUGAUCGUGACUCACAGAAAACCUGCAAAGGACGGUUAUGUGGAUUAAAAUGGCCACCGCAGCCACCCCACCCCAUCCAAGAUGCUCUCCUGACUUGUCACACUCUGAGGACCUUUCUGUGUUUGUGUUGUGAACCAAAGUCAUUUCUCUCUAAGUGCUAAGGAAUUCGUGUAGUUAGAGUAGAUCUCUCUGUGUCGGAUGCUUCUGUAUCUUUUCCCACAGCAUAUUGUCUGGCAUAAGGGGGAGCGAUUUGUUGAAAUUAAAGAUUAUUUAUUUGUGCCAUGCA
Molecule: messenger RNA, 3031 nt
Organism: Equus caballus (horse)
Lineage: Eukaryota; Metazoa; Chordata; Mammalia; Perissodactyla; Equidae
Gene: SYT17
Product: synaptotagmin 17
Biological process (GO): regulation of calcium ion-dependent exocytosis; cellular response to calcium ion; synaptic vesicle endocytosis
Cellular component (GO): exocytic vesicle; plasma membrane
Molecular function (GO): clathrin binding; phosphatidylserine binding; calcium ion binding
Source: RefSeq, a predicted model, not a curated record